Molecule: messenger RNA, 1297 nt
Organism: Diabrotica virgifera virgifera (western corn rootworm)
Lineage: Eukaryota; Metazoa; Arthropoda; Insecta; Coleoptera; Chrysomelidae
Gene: BORCS5
Product: BLOC-1-related complex subunit 5
Exons: 3
Coding region: 326-1135 (269 amino acids)
Biological process (GO): organelle transport along microtubule; positive regulation of anterograde synaptic vesicle transport; lysosome localization
Cellular component (GO): cytoplasmic side of lysosomal membrane; synaptic vesicle membrane; BORC complex
Source: RefSeq, a predicted model, not a curated record
GUAUGUAUGGAAUUCUGAAUUCUUAACAUUUGUUUAUGUUACAUAAAUCUCCAAAUACUUUAUAUACAAACUAAUAUCACUAAGGAAUGAAAUGAAAUAAAAUUCAAUGUAACCUACAAUACAUUCUUGAAAAAUUUUGGCAGAUCCAUUAGCCACCACUUGAAAAUUAUUGUUGAAAUUAUAAUUUUAGCCUUGUCUUGUAUUAUCUUGGUGAGAUAACAACAUAAAGGCCAUAUGUGGCCAUAUAAACAGUGAAGAAGAAGAGACCCCAUGUGUUUUUAUUGUAUAAAAAUAUAAACUAAAUCGUAAACAUUAGAAAUAAACAAUGGGUUCUGAACAUUCUAGCCAAUCUGCACAAAACACUCAGAGACAAAGUAGUUUUAACAAAGAAGCUUCUAAACAACCAAAUGUUCGUCGUCAACAUACCAUAGCUAAUCCUGGAGGAUCUGAAUUUACUACUGAAAAUGUUGAUAUCAGACCAGGGUCUAUAUCCCCAGGUCCAAGUGUCUGCAGUGAUGUUGACUUACCGUAUAUUAGCUACACAGUGAACAGACCUAUUGGAGAUUCCCCCAAAUUAACGAACAAACAAUUACUAAAAACAAAAUCGCGCAGAACAUCCCAGCCCAAACCAUCAAAAUCCAAAACAUCCACCCACAAUAUCGUGGUAGUUCGUGGAGCGAAUCCUGCAACAGCAGUUACAGAAAAAGAUCCCGAAAUACUGAGGUUACAAAGCAUUCCGAUGUUUUUGCCAAUAAUGAGAGCUACACUGAGUUUACCUGCAGCAAGAGAUCCUGAAGUAUUAGAGAGAUUGGACCCUACACCUAUUAGAAAUUUAUGUUUGAGGUAUCAGCAUCAUUUGACGGCUGCAGCAAAUUUAGUAGCUACCGAACAAAACCAAAUUACACAUAAAAUCAGAGAGAUUGAUGCAGAAAUAACAAGAGUAGUAAUCGUAGCCACAGACAGGCAACGUAAGUAUGCCAAAUCUAGCGAAAAGCUAUCCAAAGUGACCGAACUGUCUCAUCAAUUAAACCGCUGCCAUAUGUUGCUGAAUCAAACUCUAGAAUCGAUGGAAACAUUGAACAAUUACUUGGACGUUGAAGACAGGUUGGAACCUUUCAUUUGGACGACUGGGUGAGAUUUGCUUCAAGAUCCUUAUGAGGUUGAAAAUGAGGGAAACAUGAGUGAGGAUCUAGAGAUAUAAUAUUAAAAUUAUUGUGAUAAUGUAGUAAAUUAUUGUAGAUUUCAGCUAUUAGAUAUAUACCUACCAAUUUUAAGAAUAUUAUAGAUAUAAAGUGUA